UCUGGUCAGGACCUCACAGCACAGAAGGCUCAGGCAGGAAAAAGGUGACGACGAUGAAGAAGCUGGUGGUGUUUUUGCUUUGCGUGGUCCUGCUGACCACCUACACAGAUGCCAACCCUAUCAUCAAGGAGAGCUUCGCUAAGCAGCUGCUCCGCACCAAGAGGCAGGACCGACCAAUGAAGGCCGGCUACCCCGAUGAGCCAAUGAGGGAGCAUCUGCUCCACAUGCAGGCUCUGGAUCAGAGGGCUCAGGAGACCAACAUGGAGAACUGGUUGAACCCCAACUGCUACCCUCGCUGUGACAGGAACUAUGGAUACACCGUCUGAGUAAAAGACCACGAAUGCCAACAUGGACUCAACGAUGGCAACGCUGAAAAAAAAAAAAAGAUGGAAAGAUUCUCUCUCUUUCUUUUUCCUGAAACAUGACCAUGUGAAUAAAUGAAUGGUCAUGCAUAUAAUCUGUAUUACAGCUAUGUAGUUUAGUCUCUACUUUUAUUUUCUUAAUUAUGUAUCAUCAGUCAAAUGUAUUCACAGUGAAAAAUAAAUGCAUGAGUGCC
Molecule: messenger RNA, 556 nt
Organism: Larimichthys crocea (large yellow croaker)
Lineage: Eukaryota; Metazoa; Chordata; Actinopteri; Sciaenidae
Gene: cxh17orf67
Product: chromosome X C17orf67 homolog
Exons: 4
Coding region: 54-326 (90 amino acids)
Source: RefSeq, a predicted model, not a curated record